Penicillium griseofulvum is the source of this 3150-nucleotide messenger RNA. RefSeq lists its product as uncharacterized. The record is from RefSeq and is a predicted model, not a curated record. Gene Ontology annotation, cellular component: cytoplasm. Bases 1 to 3150 code for a protein of 1049 amino acids. Gene Ontology annotation, biological process: regulation of GTPase activity; signal transduction. NCBI's taxonomy places the organism in Eukaryota, Fungi, Ascomycota, Eurotiomycetes, Eurotiales, Aspergillaceae. The transcript is spliced from 6 exons.
AUGGAGAACCAAGGCGCUUACCCGGAGUCUCCUAUGGAGCAGGACGAGUCCUACCCAUGCAAGGGCUGUGGAGAGACUCUUGAAGAAGGGAAAGCGUUUGAGCUUGCUGGAAACCGAUGGCACAUAGACUGUUUCCGGUGCAGUACAUGCAGCACUUUGCUUGACUCGGACGCGCACCUCCUCCUUUUGGGCGAUGGAUCACUUAUAUGCAGCAACUGCACAUAUAGUUGUAGCUCCUGCAACAACAAGAUCGAGGAUUUGGCCAUCUUAACAGGAGACCAGGCUUUCUGCGCGCAAUGCUUCCGAUGCCGGAACUGCAAGCGAAAGAUUGAGAACUUGCGCUAUGCGCGCACUUCACAGGGUAUAUUCUGCAUGGAAUGUCACGAAUCACUAAUGGCACGAAGAAGAAAACGAAAAGCCGGCGGCACUAGUGGGAAAAAGCCAGCUGGGCCUAAUGUGAAGCUGGACAAAUCCUUGCCGUCGUUGCCUCCCCACCUUCAAGAGGCACAAUUAAUGGAGGAAGAGCCUAGUGAAUAUACAGGCACGCCUGAUCCUAGUAAAAUGGCGGAAACGCCUGAUCUAAAUGAUGAAAGACCGCAAAGCUCAACUUCCAAUCAGCAAGCCGAUUCAGACAUUCUCCUCCCAUCUAGCACAUAUCGCAGUAGUCGUCAAUCAAUUCCACGCAAAACUGAUGCAGAUGGUGGUGAAUUAUUGAUUCCUCUUGCUUUUGAUCCUUCGGCUGAGGGUAAAUCCCGUGGUCACUCACAAACACGGCAAGAACCCAGUCGCGACUAUUACAAUCAAGUUCAAUCCAGUGAAUGCUCACACAGGGCCUCGCGCGACGGCCGUGCAUCUUCGGAAAACCAUUCACCCCAUAUUGCAUAUCAAGAGAAAGGUUGGGAACGAAACGACGCCAAUUCAUCCGAUAAAACACCAAUCUCCGAUUCCAAACCUGCAAGGGCAGACUCGACUCGCAGCUCAUCCGACAUCCCGAUCAGCUUCAGAGAAACAAGCAAUCUUUCUGGGCCUACCAGCCCUGUUAGCACCAAAUCAAAGGAUUUCUCCAGUGACUCAAAACGACACGUUCCAAUGGAUAGUGUUACUUCGGGUCCGACUCGUCCCUCAAAUGAGCUUCGUCGUCUUCACGACCAUGGCUCAGUGGACUCGGCGCGCUCUCAAGCUUCCGGUUUGCCACAUUUGCCAAAGCGCGGCGAUUCGCUGGAGGGCAGGCUUCACCAAAUCCCAAGGAAAGAGGUCGGAACAUCGCCUGUGUCAUCGCAAUACGAGGACUCUCCCAUGCUCCGUAGUGACACUUUCGAACAGCCGAUUCAAUCUACUCCUUUGAACGAAUCACACCCAUACGAUAACUCCGGCGCAUCCACCUUGCUACGGUAUAAUAGCGGAGGUGACUUCUCUAUGGAUGAAGAGUUAUCGCGCAUCAUCGGCGGCGAUGACACAGUCGGGCAAAAUAACGAGUCAUUCCUGCGGCGCGUCUCAAACUCCGUCCGCCAUGGUCGAAGCUUCAGUGAGAAGAGUGUGCGAAUGAGCAAAGAUCUCAAGAACCCCCGAUCCCCGAGCACUCGAAGCAUAGCUGGAACAGAUGUGGGCAGUCCCAUCGCCGGAUCACAGAGUGAAGAGAUCGCUUGGCUUCGCAACGAACUGCGCAAAGAACGCCUGCGAGUUGCAGAACUGGAAUCAGCCGCUCGCGCCGCAGCAGACGUCAAGCAGGUUAACACUGAGCUUUCUGAGAAGCGAUCUACCAUGGUCGUCCUUGACGCUCAGCGCGAGAUCGUUUUACGUGAACUCACGGUUCUCACCGAUCACAUGGAGGCUGAAAAGCGUGGUGGCACCAGUGGGCCACUGGACCUUGGCAAACUCUCCAACCACGUCCUGCGCGAGCUGGCAGAGUCUAUUCAAAAACUGAAAGACUCGUAUGCACCGCAAAUUGAGGAGCUCAUGCAGAAGCGCAAUGACCUGUCGGAGGAGCUGGAAGCCAUGAACACUCGAAAGGAGAAGAGCUUCCAGGAAUUCGAGCAAUUGUCGAUGAAGAAUGCACAGCUAGCUGAGUUAAAUAAUCAGCUGGUUCACCAGAUCCAAGAACUGUACAAAGCUACGGAAGGUCAAUCCCGACCCAACGGUCUAGGCAUCUCACACAAUAAACAGCAGUCCACCAACUCUAUUGAAGUGAUGAAACCUUCCUUCUCCAAUGACUAUCAGGGAUCGAUGUCUACUGCUCACAUUUCAGAGGACUCUGAGCCUGCUACGGCUACUGUUGUGCCAGGCCCCCAGGUUGUCAGCAUUCGCAAGGGCCAGCCUCGCAAGUUCAACUGGAAAAAGGGUGGACAGAACGUUGCCAAAGGUGUCAAGGGUCUUAAGGGGGCCUUCAUGUCCAGUGAAGGACAGCCACAUGAGGGUGGCGGUGGUCUACCGCGUUCUCAGACUCAAGACCCGAGUCGUCAAGGCUUUGGUUUCUUUGGAAACCAGAGAGGCAAGCAGGGAGGGAAGAUGUCUCAAGCUGACAGCGUUCCUGUGCUCGCUGAAGUUGCUGCUGAUGCUCUCUUCGGCACCGAACUUGAGGCUCGCAUGGAACAUGAAAAGAGUAUUAUCCCAGCCAUCGUCACGCGGUGUAUUCAGGAAGUCGAAUUGCGAGGCAUGGACAUGGAAGGCAUUUAUCGCAAGUCCGGUGCCGCUUCAGUCAUCCAAACGAUUCGCGAAGGCUUUGAACGAUCUCCAUUUGAUUACGAUAUCUCCGACCCUGACCUUGAUAUUCAUGCUGUCACAUCUACCUUGAAGCAGUAUUUCCGAAAACUUCCUAACCCCUUGAUCACUUACGAAGUUUACGAACUUGUGAUAGAUUCUGCUGAGGUUAGCCCUAUGUCCGCGCGAAUUGAGCUCAUGCAGAAGAGUCUACUCGAGCUGCCUCGCGUGCACCGCGAUGUCCUAGAAUUCCUUAUUUUCCAUCUCAGACGCGUCGUCGAGCGCCAUGAGGAGAACCUGAUGACCAGUCAGAAUGUCGCGGUGGUCUUUGCUCCAACAAUCAUGCGACCUGAAAGUCUCGCCCGUGAGAUGACCGACGUCCAGAAGAAGAAUGAUGUCCUCAAGUUCCUGGUGGAGAACUGCCAGGAAGUUUUCAUGGGCAUGCAGGGCUAG